AUGACAACUAUUUGUCUCAUUAUGAUUUUGAUAAUUAUAAGUUCAAUAUUAUAUCUUUAUAAACCUAUAUGUAAAUUAAUUGAACAAAAAACUAUUUAUUCAUCAUGUUUCAAAAUACCUAAAUGUGAUUACAUUCCUGUAUUUGGUCAUAUGUUCACAUUAGCUGGUCAAGUGUCAAAACGAGGUACUUCAGGUAAAAAAUGGAAAACACGUCGACGAAUUAUAACUCCAUCAUUUCACAAUAGUAGUCUUUUGCUUAAUUGUAUUGAUACAUUUAAUGAACAAUUAGACAUUGGUCUAAAAUGUUUUCAGAAAUUAGCUGAUCAAAAAGUAGAAACUAAUUUAUAUCCAUUGAUUUCAGCUUGGACACUUGAUGUUAUUUGUGAAACAGCAAUGGGUAAAACAGUUCGAGCACAAAUUGAAGAAUCUGAAUAUGUAAAAGCUGUUAUACGAAUUACGGAGCUUAUAGCCCUACGAAUGCGUUCACCAUGGUUAUGGCCUCGACCAAUAUUUAAGAUUUCCGCUGAAGGUCGUGAACACGAUCAUCUUGUGAAUAUUAUACAUAAAUUUACUCGGCAAGUAAUCGAAGAUCGUAUUGCUGAGUUUUCUUCAAUUCAUCUUCGACAUCGAAUGGCUUUUCUCGAUACACUUAUUGCAAAAAUGAAUGAUGAACAAAUGUCAAUUGAUGAUAUACAAGAAGAAGUCGAUACAUUUAUGUUUGAAGGUCAUGAUACAACAGCAACUGCACUUAAUUUUGCUUUAUUUAUGAUUGCACUUCAUCAGGAUAUUCAACAACGUUUAUUCGAAGAAAUGCAAAGCAUAUUUGAAAAUGAUAAUGAACGUGCAUGUACACUUGAUGAUAUUACACAGAUGAAUUAUCUUGAACGCGUUAUCAAAGAAACAUUAAGACUACUACCAUCGGUUCCAAUGAUUGGACGAGAAAUUCAAGAAACUUUCCAAUAUGAUGGUAAAACAUUUUUAAAAGGUACAACAGCUAUAAUAUUUAUCUAUGAAAUUCAUCGUGAUCCACGGCAAUUUCCUGAACCAGAAAAAUUUGAUCCUGAUCGAUUUUUACCUGAAUUAGUUCAACAACGAUAUCCAUAUGCAUACAUCCCGUUUUCUGCUGGUUCACGAAAUUGUAUUGGUCAACGUUUUGCUUUGCUGGAAGAAAAAGUGUUUCUUUCAACAAUAAUUCGUCGAUUUCAUCUAACAACAAGUCAAAGUUAUCAAGAUUUUGUACCGACCGAACAAAUAAUUCUUCGUUCUGAUAAUGUACUCAAAGUGAAACUUAUAUCACGCACAUAA
This is a messenger RNA of Rotaria sp. Silwood1, 1305 nucleotides long. The record is from the annotation of a GenBank genome assembly. Lineage: Eukaryota; Metazoa; Rotifera; Eurotatoria; Philodinida; Philodinidae.